AUGGUCGGUUCAAACACGGCGAACGAGUCGACGGUGGCUACUGCGAACCCGAUUCUUGUGUCGCUCGGCUCGACAAGCGAUGCUCUCCCUGCCACGAGUACUUCAAGUGGCGCUAUCACUGCCUCAGUCAUAUCGUACACUUCGUCUGGCGUGCCGCUCGCUAGCACUAUAUUUCCUACUGGACUGAAUUCGACCAUCACGUCCUCAAGCUCACCUUUAGUCCUCGUCUCAGGCAGUGCCAGUCCGUCUGGAUCAAGUUCAGCCCACUCAAGUUCAUUGCCAUCUUUUGCUAAAAACUUGACAACAUCUGCAACCGUCAUCUCAAGUUCUUCGACGACUUACACCUCAUUCACUACCUUCCAACGCAAUAGCGUGACUAGUUCGAUUUCGAACACGGCGAGUAUUGUUUCGUCUGCCGAUAGAUCUGCAAGCACUAGCUCCACUCCUCUGGCCGCUGUGUUAGGAUUCUUCACUGCGUCUUCUUCCACUAUCGAAACACUAUCUGAUGGAUCUCCUUCUACUGCUGUUCUCGUUGCGCAGGCUUUCGCUACCACUCUUUCCAACGGUCAAACCACUACGUCUUACGGUUCUUUCCAGCCCGUGUCGUCGUCUGCCUCGGGCUAUGCUGCCUUGAGUGGUAGCUCGGAAAUUUCUUCUGCUGCCGUUGCUCUCUCGUCUCAAAAUGCCGAUAUCAGUUCCCGCCUCAGUUCUCUCAACGCCGCCGCAUCAACCGCUACAGGGUCGGCUAGAAGCUCAUACUCUUCUCAGGCAGUUGUUCUCCAGAGCGCUGCUUCCUCGGCUCUACGGUCAGCUAGCAGCGCUUUGAGCAGUGCAGCAUCUCGCGUCUCUUCAGAAGCCUCAUCUGCCUCCGUGCUUGCAUCCUCAUCGGCCGACAGUUCUUUGCCCUCUUCCAGCGCCACUCAGAGCCCUGAUGCUAGCGUCGUCGGUGGGCCUACAACAACUACUGCUCCCAACCCGGCGAGCAGCUCCGCAUCUUCGGAGAACAACAGCGACAAUACCCCACCUCCUUCUGUGCUUGCAGGUGGUAUUGUGGGUGGCGUCGCCGGACUUGCAGUUUUGGUUCUGACUGCCAUGAUUUUCCUGCGCUGGUACCGAAAGCGCAUGGCUAGCAUGAGCAUGAAUGCAUUGACUGGAGCCGAAGCUGUUACUGGAAGUGGUGGUGCUAGGGGCAUGUCCGAGCGCGGCAGAACAGCUCCCGUAUUAGCGCCACUUCUGGGAGGGGUCUUCAAAAACAGAAAAUCCCGAGCCGUGGACGACACUGGAGAACGAGGCUUCCAGCGCAUUAGCGGUCGUAAAUUGCCUAGUGCUUUCUCAGCUGGCAUGACUUCUGCUCCUCCCAUGCUCAUGCCGUCUGCUUUCGACAACGACCGUAACAUGAGCACCACUUCGGUCUAUCGCGACAGCACUUACUACGGCGCAGCUGGCUCACCAUUCGAUGACCCCGACAACGAAAUUGGCAUCAACGAAACCAUAAUGCCUGGACCAGCACGGCAAGCAAGAGUUCACCCUCCUUAUGCCAUGAGUCCGACAAGUGCAUUGUCCGAAAACACAUCGCCUACCAGUCCUACCUUCCCCAUUCAGGGACACAGGUUGACCCCCGAGCCUGGACAAAAUGCUCCUCUCAUGACUCCGUUGAACCCGCAAGGUAUGGCUCGCAGAAGCGUCACCCCCGCCACGCUGUCAAGCUUCGAUGGAAGCAGGGGAAGCAGGUUCACCGAAGAAGUCUGA
Aureobasidium vineae is the source of this 1749-nucleotide messenger RNA. The record is from the annotation of a GenBank genome assembly. NCBI's taxonomy places the organism in Eukaryota, Fungi, Ascomycota, Dothideomycetes, Dothideales, Saccotheciaceae.